Tinamus guttatus (white-throated tinamou) is the source of this 761-nucleotide messenger RNA. Lineage: Eukaryota; Metazoa; Chordata; Aves; Tinamiformes; Tinamidae. The record is from RefSeq and is a predicted model, not a curated record.
GAUCUUCUUGCCUCUUUUCCCUGUGUCCUGUUUUGCUCCAUCCCCGGCUCCCCCAGACAGGCCACCAUCCCCUGUCAACGUGACUGUGACGCAGCUGAAGGCGAAUUCUGCCACUGUCUCAUGGGAUGUCCCUGAAGGAGAUGUGGUCAUCGGCUAUGCCAUCUUACAGCAGCGGCAGGACGGGCAGAUGCAGCGCUUCAUCCGGGAGGUGAACACCACCAACAGGGCCUGCGUGCUGUGGGACCUGGCAGAAGAUGCUGACUACAUCAUCCAGGUGCAGAGCAUUGGCCUGUAUGGGGAGAGCCAAGCCAGCAAGCGCGUGCACUUCCGGACGCUGAAGGAGACCGACCGGCUCCCCUCCAACAGCUCCAACCAAGGUGACAUCACUAUGGAAGGGCUGGACAAGGACAGGCAGCUGCAGACAGGCGAGAUUAUCAUCAUUGUGGCUGUGCUGCUCAUGUGGGCAGCCGUCAUCGCCCUCUUCUGCAGACAGUAUGAUAUCAUCAAGGACAACGACUCCAACAACAACAAGGAGAAGACGAAGCCGUCCUCAGAGCACAGCACGCCAGAGCGGCCCACGGGGGGGCUGCUGCGGAGCAAGAAGAAGUCCCCCUCUGUCAAUAUUAUUGAGGUGUAAGUGCAGCACCAGCUUGGCAUCUGGGGUCCCACCAGAGCCGAAAACAGGCCUGGGAAGAAGAGGCGGCAGUGGGCACCCAGCCUGGCAUUCUGCAUGCGAAGAUCUGCGUAUCAGAACUGACGCU